This is a messenger RNA of Paramuricea clavata, 795 nucleotides long. Lineage: Eukaryota; Metazoa; Cnidaria; Anthozoa; Malacalcyonacea; Plexauridae. The record is from the annotation of a GenBank genome assembly.
AUGGAAACAAAAAUUGCUAUUCAGGUUACCAAAGAUCGCAAGUUACCUUCAAGACGAAUUGAUUACGGAUCAGAAAUGGCGGAGACUCGCCCGGUAUUGGAAACUGUAUUAGAUCAAAACGUAGAUAAAGACCAGGAAAUCCAACUUAUGCAAGAGGAUCCUUUCCCUGAUAAAGCUGAAGAAAGCCCCUCAGAAAAACAACCAUGUUGUCAAGAUAUGACCCUGGAUGGUGAUGAUAACCAGAGCUCAUCAACAGAAAAGCUUUCUCAAGGAAAUCCAACAUCCAUUCUUCAGGAUAGCAAUGUCAACCCUAUUACUGCAAACAUCACAAAAAUGCAAAAGAAACUAAGAAAAUCAAAUAAGAAGAUUGAAACCCUGAAGAGGAAACUGAAAACAUCGCAACAACGGUCACGGCGCUUGAAGAAAAAGGUAUUUUCCUUAACAGAAGUUGUGCAUGAACUCCGGAAAAAAGAUCUUAUCUCAACAUACUGUGAGCACAUGCUUAACCAGACAUUCACAGGACUGCUACUAGCCAUAACAAAAAGAAUGGUAUCAAAAAAGAAAUCACAGAAAGGAUGCGCAUACUCUCCUGAAUUAAAAUCAUUUGCAUUAACACUGCAGUUCUAUUCAGCAAAGGCAUAUUCAUUCGUUCGGAAAACAUUUAACCUAGCCUUGCCCAGUCAAUCACAAAUUCGAAGAUGGUACAGUAAAGUUCCAGCCGAUCCUGGAUUCACUGAGCCAGCAUUUAAUGCUUUAAAGCUGAAGUCAGAAGAAGCAAAGAAACAUGGAAAAUAA